AUGAAGAUGCUGUUGGUUGUAGCUUCCCUGCAGUUACUCCUUGCUCCUGUAUUUAUGCAACCCACUGACUACUGGGAGGAAUGGGGGCCGUACGGAGAAUGCAGUCGCACUUGUGGGAUCGGAGUGACCAUGAGGACUCGACAAUGUAUCACUCAAAGGACUGAUGGAGGGAACAACUGUGUUGGCCCAGAUCGUUCCUAUCGCACUUGCAAUAUUCAGGACUGCCCUGAGGGUUCCAGAGACUUCCGAGAAGAGCAGUGCUCCAAGUUUGAUGGAUCUGACUUCCAAGGAAAAUUCUACAAGUGGCUGCCCUACUAUGGAGCUGAGAACCCAUGUGAGCUUAACUGCAUCCCCAGAGGAGAGAAUUUCUUCUACCGCCACCUCGCAGCUGUGGUGGAUGGCACGCCCUGCCACCCAGGUGGAAAGGAUGUGUGUGUGGAUGGAGUCUGCAGGCGUUUGGGCUGUGACAACAUGCUGGAGUCAACCCAGCAGGAAGACCCAUGCCUACAGUGUGGUGGGAAUGGCCAGUCCUGCUACCUGGUCAGAAACACAUUCUCCGUUCGUGACCUACCUAAAGGUUAUAACCAGAUGUUCAUUAUCCCUGUUGGUGCCACCACUAUCAGCAUUCGGGAAGCUGUGGCUUCUCGUAACUACUUGGCCAUCAAGAACCUGCGUGGUGAGUAUUACCUCAAUGGCCACUGGGUCAUUGAGUUCUCUCGUGCCACCCCCAUCGCUGGGACCAUGCUCUAUUACCAGAGAGGCUCAGAGGGAGAAUCAGCCCCUGAAACCAUCAUUGGACGUGGUCCUACAACUGAACCCUUAGUAAUUGAGCUGAUAACACAGGAGCCAAACCAGGGAGUGGAAUAUGAGUAUUACCUACCUCAUGGUCGUUCCAGAGAAGGCUACUACUGGAGCUACGGCUCGUGGUCAUCCUGUAGCUCGGAGUGUGGUACAGGGUACCAGUCCCGACUAGUCUUCUGUGCUAUAGAUAACGAAGCCUACCCAGACUACCUGUGUGCUUCCCUACCUCGGCCUCUCAGUAAUCGCACAUGCAACACUCAGCAGUGCCCAGAGACCCGUAGGAUGGCGUAUCUGUACCCACCGCAAAUGUGGAGGCCCAGAGAACCGCCACGGGUUUAUGUACAGGUGUACAGCUGGAAGGUAGGCGAAUGGAACCAGUGCUCAGUGACGUGUGGUGGGGGCUCCCAGGUGCGGAGAGUAGAGUGUGUGUCUCAUGAUGCAUCGGGAUCUCGAGUGGUGGAGGACUCCUUGUGUGUGACCUAUGCCCCACGACCCCUCAGCCAACAGAACUGCAACAUGCAGCAGUGUGCUGAGUACAGAGUCUCUAACUGGAGCCAGUGUUCUGUAACCUGUGGCACAGGUCAGCAGACACGGGAUGUAAUGUGUGUGGGUGCAAGAGGUGUCCGUCUUGAGGACUAUGCCUGCCGGGCUCUGCUCGCGCCAGUCAAAGUUCAGACCUGUCAGAUGCCCGUCUGCAGGCUCCGAAUAAGCUGGCACGUGGGUGACUGGGGUUUGUGCUCUAAGAGUUGUGGCUCAGGACUACGUGAACGUCAGGUGAUCUGCUCUGACAAACAGAGGAACCUAUAUGGUGUGGAGCUGUGCAGUGCACAUCCUAAACCCCCCACUGUGGAGAGCUGCAACACUCAACCCUGCUACAGCCCACAACUGGUGCCCAGUAUGCAGGAUCCCUCAGGACACGACAACACGCUGCAUGGUUUCCUGCCAUUCCUCCCUGAAGAGUCCUCAACAGAUGCACUGGAGUCGCCACAGGUCAACACGGUGUAUGAUCCACACGGCUCUGGUCUGACUCCUCACUGUAGUCAGACUCAGUUUGGCUGCUGUCCUGAUGGUAGGACUCCAGCUCGAGGCCGCCGGCGCCAGGGCUGCCCCCACGACUCUGCCCAGCCCGCCUGCACCCGCAGCAGUUAUGGAUGCUGUGAGGAUGGUCUGACUGCUGCCCAGGGUCCUAACAGGGAAGGUUGUCAGGAAUAUUCCCCCCUUGUCCCUACGGUUGCAAUCCCUGUGGCCCCAGCUCAGCCAACAGACUGUCGGAGCUCCACUUAUGGAUGUUGUUUUGAUGGAGUGACCGCAGCUAGUGGGCUUUACGGAGAAGGCUGUCCCAAUUCCCCCAACAGCGGUCAGCGAUCACCGUCAUGUAACCUGCCUCACACGGCCGGUAAUUGCGACCAGUGGACAUCGCGCUUUUAUUUCGAUCCCAUCACCUCCCGUUGCAUCCAUUUCUGGUACGGUGGUUGCCAGGGCAACAGCAACAACUUCAUGACGCGUGAGGAGUGCCAGAGGGUGUGCCAGCCAGCGGAGCCGAUUCGGUCACGGGACAUGAGCCGCGUCUUUACCGUGCAGCGCAGCGGCAGUGCCACCCCUACCCGUAUCCGCCUGGGUGCCAGUGCUGCCACCCAAGCUCACCGCGCCAGGCUGCAUAUGAGAGCCCGCCGACCCGCUGCCAGCGCCGUCCAGUACACCAACCCCGCCGCGAGCUGGACCGCUGUGGGAGUGAGUAUUGACAAGUCGGACCCCUCUACGGUGGAGGGGCUUGUGGGACAGCAGGUAGUCUUACCCUGCAGGGUCAGCCCAUCCCCUUCCUCCACUGUGGUAGUAGAGUGGAGAAGAGAUGGCAUCCCAAUUGAUCCCCUCAGACACCAGCAGCUGCCUGACGGCUCUCUGCUGGUGGGCCCUGUGACUGUCCAGGACUCUGGUUGGUUCUUAUGUGUGGCCACACAUGACCGUGAGCGAGAUCAUCGUUAUAUCUAUCUAUCUGUCUCAGCUCCAAAAGAGACUCCAAAAGUAGUGGAGGACCGCCAAGUGCCAAAGGAUGAUACAGACCGAGCAGAACCUUACAGUAUCAGAUUCAGCAUUGACCACUCUGGGUCCAGACUGGUGGAGGGUCGUGCUGGCCAGACUGCCAGACUACACUGUCGAAUCACUCCCGCAGCAGCACUGCCCUCAGUUAGCAUUAAGUGGACCAAGGAUGGACAGCCUCUCAGUUCAUACAGACAUACCCAACAUUCUGAUGGCACCUUGGAGAUUAGCCAGUUGAAGUCAGAUGAUUCUGGUGUCUACACCUGCUCAGCCUCCACCAGACAACAACUGGAACAGAAACAAAUUCAACUAAGAGUCUUACGUGACCUGAUGAUCACUACUGCCCCCAGUGAUGUGAAGGUUGUUCAGGGCAGCUUUGCUCAGCUCCCCUGUGUGGUGUCUGGGGACAAUGUCAACGUGGGCUGGUCCAGAAAUGGUGUUCCAGUGAGGCCAGAUGGGGCUCGUAUUCAGGUGUCUGCAGACGGGACUCUGGUUCUCAAUAAUGUCCAACCGUCGGACGAAGGUGCUUACACUUGUAACGCCUACUCUGGAACAUAUUCGGUCAGCGCCACAGCAGAAGUACGAGUAGUCGAGUCUCCAGAGCCAGACACAAGUAUUCCAGAGCAGUGUGUGGACCAGCCGGAGUUGGCCAACUGUAAGCUAAUUGUUUAUGCCCGCUUGUGCUCCAGCCAGUAUUACUUCAGCUUCUGUUGUGCCAGUUGUGCCCACUACGCCAAGAGCCAGAACAUGCCAGUGCAGUUUUGGUACAGCUAG
Messenger RNA from Chanos chanos (milkfish), 3612 nucleotides. It is a transcript of the gene paplna, whose product is annotated as papilin a, proteoglycan-like sulfated glycoprotein. The record is from RefSeq and is a predicted model, not a curated record. The transcript is spliced from 27 exons. The coding region runs from base 1 to 3612 and encodes 1203 amino acids. Gene Ontology annotation, molecular function: serine-type endopeptidase inhibitor activity; metalloendopeptidase activity. Gene Ontology annotation, cellular component: extracellular matrix. NCBI's taxonomy places the organism in Eukaryota, Metazoa, Chordata, Actinopteri, Gonorynchiformes, Chanidae. Gene Ontology annotation, biological process: proteolysis; extracellular matrix organization.